AUGAGCGAGCAAAUCUCACAGGUUGAAGAAUCGGCAACACCAUUGACUGGUGUUACGAAUCAGAACGAACAACAGCAACAAGAACGAGAACAAGAACAAGAACAACAAAAACAACAAGGAACCGAGCACACGUCUCAAGCACAAAAUGAAAAGACCAAUGUCGAUGGUUCACCAGGACUCGCUCGUGUUCCUGGCAGCUACGAUAUAAAUGGACUCGAUGACAACAAGUAUAGCGAGCUUACAGAGACAAUAAAAAAUAAUAGAAGCGAAUUCGAAUUGAAUUCAGGGAAUGAACAACACAGCAUAGAUGAGGUUCCAUUGGAAGACGACAGCUUGAAAUUCCAGCCAGCCUUAAAUGACACGAAGACCACGGCCGUUUCUGGACCGGGUCCCUUGCUUGAAGAUUUCAGACCAACUCUUGAUCCUGGUAAGGGCUCCAGGUAUGGGUCCAAUGACUCCAAAUUAAGCCCAGUGAUCCACCAGGAAGGGUUUGCACAAGACGACAACGAAAGCAAUCGUUCAACAGGAACCCCUAAUAUACUUCACGAUGACACGUUGGAAAAAAUCCCAACUAUUGACGAUGAAAACAUCGAUGAUCCAAGCAACAACUAUGGUAAUGACGAGAAUGUGCCCGAACAGGUACGUGCCGAACAUGCGCCUAUUGUAAAUGUGCAAGACGAGGAGGAAGAAGAAGAGGAAGAGGAAGAAGAAGAUGACGAAGAAAAUAGUUCGAUUGAAGAUGACUCUAUAGACGACGACACAGUCGACGUGAGCCAGUCAACCAUAAAUCCUGAUCCCUCAACCAUAAAUACGACAGCAGGUAGUCCCAGAUUUUCCACAUCUACUACCAAACAGCAACAACAUGUUCAGCUGAUGGUAACGGAUAAUGUUACACAGAGAGUAUCCAAUUUGGGGGUUUCGGAUGAAGAGAGUAACCCAUCAUCGUCCACGAUCCACGACAAGUCAUUCCCCUUGGAUUGGAGAAGCCAAUCUUCGCAAUCUGUGAUAAGGUCUCCGCCUCCCGCUGUAGCAUCCAAUACUACCCCAGCUAUGAAUGGAGCUGGCAAUAAUGAAAACAACAAAACAUUCCAGACUCCUCCAGCUAAUAGUACUCAACAUGCUUAUACCACUGCUGCGAUCACUCCUGUUCUACAACAACCACCUAAGUUCAAUCAACCCGGAUCUGUAACGAAUUCCCCAAGAGAAAAUCUUGGAAUGGGAUUACAUCAAAACAACAACAACACUAGCAAUCAAAAUAACAACAACAAUAGUAAUGGCGGCAUUUUUAGUACGCCGUCGCCUUCAUCGAAGUCCGGAAAGAAGAGAAAGAGUGGGAACCGUGUAAAAGGUGUGUUCUCUAAUAUGUUUGGUAAGAAGUUAUCAAACUCUCAAAAUAAUGCAACUUCACCCGAAAGCAGCAUAUCAUCCAUUAACAUGAAGAUUUCUACACCCUUCAAUGCAAAGCACGUCGCUCAUGUUGGAGUGGAUGACGAUGGUUCAUACACUGGCUUGCCAAUUGAAUGGGAGAGAUUAUUGUCAGCAAGUGGUAUAUCCAAGACUGAACAAAGACAGCAUCCACAAGCGGUUAUGGACAUUGUGGCAUUCUACCAAGACACAAAUGAAAACCCCGAUGAUAAUGCAUUUAAAAAGUUCCACUAUGACAACAACAACAGUAAUUUAUCUGUGAAUGCUACUCCUCCUCCAACUCCUGGAGGAACUAGGAAUGGAUCUGGAAUUUCAACUACUAGUGGAUCUACAGGAUCAGCGCCCACAGGACCUCCACCAUCACUGUUCUUCCAAACACCAGUACAGAAUCAACAAUCCGAAUUCCCAGCAACUUCUACACCCCAGACUAUAAGCACGAACACUUCAUAUGAAACUCAAUUUAUUCCAAGUAGACCAGCUCCAAAACCUCCUGGAUCCAAUGGCGGACCUGGAUCCAUUGCGUCUCCCACAAGUUCACAUUUCUCCAACACAUCACCUUCUAAAAAGAAUUCAUUUAUGGGUAGAUCAUUUUCCGCAAAGUCUAUUAAAUCUAUGAGAAGUGGAAACUCUAGAAAGUACAGUGAAAGUGGUAAGAUCCCAAUUCCAUCGCAACCGCUCCCUACUAGCUCAAAUAUUAAUAGCACUAGCUCCGUCUUCAACGAUACCAAUUUGAGUAGUGGUGGAAUACCUAAAUCCAAGUCCCAUAACUAUUCACUUGCUAACAAGGCAAAGCAACAUAAUAACGAGCAUAAGGGAAGCACAACUGCACCAAUUUACCAAUCUGAGAAAUUUGGAAAGAAAGACAGUGAAACUGAUGAGCUGAUUGUUUUACCCAAGAGAGAAAGACAGAGCGAAUUGAAGACCCAUCGUCCCCCUCCACCACCACCAGUGAACAAAAAUAGUAGCAACAAUAACCACCACAAUGAGGUUCUGCCUAAGAGCCAGUACGAAGAAGUAGAAGAAACCCCACUUUCUCCUCGCUUCCAUCAACUGCCUCACACUCAACCACCUCAAUCUCAGCCACCACAAGCACACGUACAGGCACAAGCUCAUGCACAAGCACAAGCCCACUCGCAGGACCAGGCUCAAUCACAAUCACAUUCUCACGGUGAUGGAGAGGAGCGUAAGAAACAACCAACAAGAGACCCUAAACAGGCCGCGUUACUUGCACAAAAGAAAAGAGAAGAUAAGAGAAGAAAGAACCAACAAAUUGUCAGUAAGUUACAAUCUAUUUGUUCCGAGGGUAAUCCUUCCGAUUACUACAGAGACUUAGUAAAGAUCGGGCAAGGUGCAUCUGGAGGUGUUUAUAUAGCUCACAGUAACACCAAUGAUAACAGAGCUGUCGCUAUCAAGCAAAUGAACUUGGAGCAACAGCCAAAGAAAGAAUUGAUCAUUAAUGAAAUCUUAGUUAUGAAGGGAUCCAAGCAUCCUAACAUUGUCAACUUCAUUGAUUCAUAUUUACUUAAAGGGGAUUUAUGGGUUAUCAUGGAAUACAUGGAAGGAGGAUCUUUGACUGAAAUUGUCACUCAUAGUGUUAUGACUGAGGGGCAGAUUGGAGCAGUUUGUAGAGAAACUUUGAAGGGAUUGAAAUUUUUGCAUUCCAAGGGAGUUAUCCAUAGAGAUAUUAAAUCUGACAACAUUCUUUUGAGCAUUGAUGGGAAUAUCAAGAUGACCGAUUUUGGAUUCUGUGCUCAGAUUAAUGAAAUCAAUUUGAAGAGAACUACGAUGGUGGGAACUCCAUACUGGAUGGCACCUGAGGUUGUGAGUAGAAAGGAAUACGGUCCAAAGGUGGACAUUUGGUCAUUGGGUAUCAUGACAAUCGAAAUGAUUGAAGGAGAGCCUCCAUAUCUUAACGAAACUCCCUUAAGAGCGUUAUACUUGAUUGCUACCAAUGGAACACCAAAGUUGAAGGAACCAGAAGCAUUGAGUUAUGACAUGAGAAAAUUUUUAGCAUGGUGUUUGUUGGUUGAUUUUAACAAGAGAGCAGAUGCUGAUCAAUUGUUGGCUGAUAAGUUUAUUCAAGAGGCUGACGAUGUUAGCAGCUUAUCGCCAUUGGUUAAGAUUGCAAGAAUGAAAAAGGCAGCCGAAGGAAUGGAAGAAUAA
Molecule: messenger RNA, 3588 nt
Organism: Dujonia railenensis
Lineage: Eukaryota; Fungi; Ascomycota; Pichiomycetes; Serinales; Debaryomycetaceae
Source: the annotation of a GenBank genome assembly